UCUUCAAAAAUAAUGUUGUCAAUAUUCACCAAACAAUAUAAUUAAACAACAUAAUGACAUUCCAAUUUUGUCAUUUUCAUUAUCAAAAUCAAUUAAUAAUCAUGCGUUACGUUUCUUUACUAGAACCUUCUCUUUCCCUACACAGACACAGACACAGUGUGUUGUCAAUUUUAUCCUUCCACAUGAUCCUCACAAACUUUGUUUUGAAACCUAAAGUUGCCAGCCAUUAUUCUAUUAUAUAUAGAAAACAAGUAUAUUAGACCAAUAACAUAGUUUCAAGGUAUACCAAAAGAGCAUCUGAAAAUGGGUGUUUUAGAUGGUUAUCUUCCGGUAAUGGUUAUGAUAGGGUUACAGUUUCAUUAUGCACUGCUUGCCAUGUUUACAAGAGCUGCUCUAUUAGAUGGAUUGACUCCAACCGUUUUUGUAGUGUAUAGACAAGGCAUAGCCACUUUCUCAUUGGCACCUAUCAUCUUUUCAUCUAUUAAGAGACAAUCUUUGAAGACUUCACUAGGAUGGAAGAGUUUCUCUUUGAUGUUUAUGACCUCUCUUAUUGGGGUUACAGCAAAUCAGAAUGCAUAUUUUAGUGGAUUAUUCUAUGCAUCUUCUACCGCAGCUACUGCUAUGAGUAAUUUGAUACCUGCAUUAACUUUUGUAUUUGCAGCAAUUUUGGGAUAUGAGAAAAUCAAUCUUCGAAGUUUACGAAACGUGGCCAAGAUAUUAGGGACAGUUUGUUGUGUCAGUGGAGCCUUAACCAUGGCGUUUCUCAAAGGACAUAAAUUGUUACACAUGGAGUUCUUUCUUCCUGAUUCAAAACAUGUCACUGCUAGUGAAGAUGAUAAUUGGAUUCUGGGUUGUUUGUUGCUCUUAGCAAGUAGUGUUUUUUGGUCAUGUUGGAUGAUUAUGCAGGUUCCGAUUUCUUCGUCGUGUCCGGAUCAUGUAUUGUCGACGUUUUGGAUGUGUCUUUUCGCUACGAUACAGUCUGCUAUGUUUGCACUGCUGAAAGAGCCAGAUCUUCAAGCAUGGAUUUUACCUUCACCUUUACAAAUUUCAUGCAGUUUAUAUGCAGGAAUUGGAAUUGCUGUUAGCUUCUUCAUUCAAUCAUGGUGCAUAUCAGAAAGAGGUCCAUUGUAUUGUGCAAUGUUCAACCCUCUAGCAACUGUUAUCACAGCUUUGGUAGCUGCUACGUUCCUAGAAGAAAAGCUAUACGUUGGAAGUUUGGUAGGGGCUAUUGGGGUGACCGUUGGUUUGUAUAUUGUCUUAUGGGGUAAAGCCAAAGACUUUGAUGGGACUAAACAAGAGCUGCCACAAUCAAACAUGGUGGAUGAUGAAAGAAGUAAUAGAACAGAUUUGGAAGAACCACUUCUUGCAGAGAAAUCGGAAUAUGUAGCAGAGAUAAAAAUGGAGGGCUAAUGAUUGAACUAAGGAGGAUAGUUUUGGUGAAAUUUAAUGACUCUCAAUUUGAAGGAGUGCUGCCUAGAUUGUGUUUGGUUCUGCCUAGAGUUGAACAUAAAUUAAUGCAAAAGUCAUUCUUAUGA
Messenger RNA from Lathyrus oleraceus (garden pea), 1535 nucleotides. RefSeq names its product WAT1-related protein At4g28040. Lineage: Eukaryota; Viridiplantae; Streptophyta; Magnoliopsida; Fabales; Fabaceae. Gene Ontology annotation, cellular component: membrane. The transcript is spliced from 6 exons. Bases 304 to 1410 code for a protein of 368 amino acids. Gene Ontology annotation, molecular function: transmembrane transporter activity. The record is from RefSeq and is a predicted model, not a curated record.